Salvia miltiorrhiza (redroot sage) is the source of this 975-nucleotide messenger RNA. RefSeq lists its product as uncharacterized. The transcript has a single exon. The record is from RefSeq and is a predicted model, not a curated record. Bases 127 to 975 code for a protein of 282 amino acids. Lineage: Eukaryota; Viridiplantae; Streptophyta; Magnoliopsida; Lamiales; Lamiaceae.
CUUGGUGGAGAUUUUCGGCAAACUAUACCAAUUGUUCGAAGGGGUUCUCGUGAAGAGAUAGUGGAUGCUUGUUUGGUAUAUUCAUCCAUAUGGCUUCUUAUUCGAAAAAUUCAUUUGACACAGAAUAUGCGGGCAAUGGAGGAUCUUGUUUUUACAGAUUUGUUAUUGAGGGUUGGUGAAGGCAUAGAGCCAAAUGUUCGUGCUGAUUAUAUUAAUCUUCCUGAAGAUAUGUGCCUUUCUUACCAUGGUUCAGAUUCGCCUCUUGACACACUGGUUAAUGAAAUAUUUCCGUCGUUUGAUGCAUAUUCUAGCGGUUCUUCGAGCCUUAUAAAUACCGCUAUUUUAACUCCUAAAAAUGAAUGCAUGGGAGAAAUUAAUGAAUCAUUGAUUGGAAAAUUCCCAGGCAAUAUGGUUGAAUAUGUUAGCACGGAUUAUGCAAACGAUCCAAGCCAGCAACAAUACUAUCAAGAUUAUAUGAAUGCAAUUAGUGUUGGUUCAUUGCCACCACAUGUUCUUAAAUUAAAGGUUAACUGUCCAGUUAUGUUACUUCGCAACUUAAAUCCAUUGGAGGGGUUGUGUAAUGGAACACGUUUAAUUGUGCAUGAUCUUGGUAGGCACGUGAUCGGAGCCGUCAUUGCUGUAGGGACUCAUUCUGGUGAAUAUGUUUUAAUCCCAAGGAUUCCAUUGGAGUUGGAUGAUACACACAUAUGUCCAAUUACUUUUAAGAGGCUACAAUUUCCGCUAAGAUUGUGUUUUGCAAUCAGCAUCAACAAAUCUCAAGGCCAAACAUUGGAUCGUGUCGGUGUUUAUUUGUCUCAUCCUGUUUUUUCACAUGGACAGGUAUAUGUUGCUUUAUCAAGGGUCAGAACAUCAAGUUCAAUAAAAUUCUUAAUUCGACCGCCAGUUGCUGAUAUGGAUUCAACAUGUGAAACAAGAAAUGUUGUGUACACUGAAAUUUUGCAUGCGGCGACAUGA